UCAUAAAAGCAUACAAAGCGACGACAAACGGCUCGUGUAUAGCUUUUUAUUCAUUUUGAGAAAAUUUCGUAAGAAAAACAUUUUAAAAUGUCAGUACCGAUGGAAAUUGAAGGUGCGAAGCAGCCACCUAAUGAUAAACAAGGGGACGGGCUCAGCUCAUUCUUUGAGCAAAAAAUCGCCGAAUUGCAGUUUAUAGUCUCCGAGAAGCAGCGUAAUCUACAGCGUCUGGAGGCGCAGCGGAAUGAGCUGAAUUCCAAAGUGCGUAUGCUGCGUGAGGAGCUGCAGCUGUUGCAGGAGCAGGGCAGCUAUGUUGGCGAGGUUGUCAAGCCGAUUGAUAAGAAAAAGGUGUUGGUUAAGGUGCAUCACGAUGGCAAAUACGUUGUCGAUGUAGAGAAGAAUAUUGACAUCAACGAUGUGACCACCAAUAGCCGUGUGGCCCUGCGCCACGAUAGCUAUACUCUGCAUAAGAUUUUGCCAAACAAGGUCGAUCCACUUGUCUCACUGAUGAUGGUCGAAAAGGUGCCCGACUCCACCUAUGAAAUGGUGGGCGGUUUGUCCAAGCAAAUCACGGAAAUCAAAGAAGUCAUUGAGCUGCCCAUCAAACAUCCCGAGCUGUUCGAUGCCUUGGGGAUUGCCCAGCCCAAGGGCGUGCUGCUGUAUGGACCACCUGGCACUGGAAAGACUCUACUGGCCCGCGCCGUCGCCCAUCACACCGAAUGCACAUUCAUACGUGUCUCUGGCUCGGAGCUGGUACAGAAAUACAUUGGUGAGGGUUCACGUAUGGUGCGUGAGCUGUUUGUCAUGGCUCGGGAGCAUGCGCCAUCCAUCAUAUUCAUGGACGAGAUUGAUUCAAUUGGCUCGGCACGUUUGGAGUCCGGCAGGGGCGCCGAUUCGGAAGUGCAGCGCACAAUGCUGGAGCUACUCAACCAGCUGGACGGCUUUGAGGCGUCCAAGAACAUAAAGGUAAUCAUGGCCACCAACCGCAUCGAUGUGCUCGACCAGGCACUGCUGCGUCCCGGUCGCAUUGAUCGUAAAAUCGAGUUUCCGCCCCCAAGCGAGGAGGCACGCGUUGAUAUUCUACAUAUACAUUCACGCAAAAUGAAUCUCACACGCGGCAUCAAUCUUCGCAAGAUUGCCGAGCUGAUGCCAGGUGCUUCCGGCGCCGAGGUCAAAGGCGUUUGUACUGAGGCUGGCAUGUACGCUCUGCGCGAGCGUCGUGUCCAUGUCACCCAGGAGGACUUUGAAAUGGCCGUUUCCAAGGUGAUGCAAAAGGACUCCGAGCGUAAUAUGUCCAUGAAGAAGUUCUGGAAGUAGUUUACGAUUAAAUCAAUUAGCUUCGUUAUGUAUUCCAUAAUUAUGCCAAUAAACCAUGUUGGCUGAUCAAUU
Molecule: messenger RNA, 1386 nt
Organism: Drosophila novamexicana
Lineage: Eukaryota; Metazoa; Arthropoda; Insecta; Diptera; Drosophilidae
Gene: Rpt6R
Product: 26S proteasome regulatory subunit 8
Exons: 3
Coding region: 88-1314 (408 amino acids)
Biological process (GO): proteasome-mediated ubiquitin-dependent protein catabolic process
Cellular component (GO): proteasome regulatory particle, base subcomplex
Molecular function (GO): ATP hydrolysis activity; ATP binding; proteasome-activating activity
Source: RefSeq, a predicted model, not a curated record